AUGGGUGACUACUCGAAAGCACUUGAAUUUUACGAAAAUUCACUUAAAAUUAAAGAAAAAGCUCUGCCUUCGAAUCAUCCUUCAUUGGCUACUUCAUACAGCAACAUCGGUCAAGUGUAUAAUAACAUGGGUGACUACUCGAAAGCACUUGAAUUUUACGAAAAAUCACUUGAAAUACGAAAAAAAGCUCUGCCUUCGAAUCAUCCAGAUUUGGCUACUUCGUACGGCAACAUCGGUCAAGUGUAUAAUAACAUGGGUGACUACUCGAAAGCACUUGAAUUUUACGAAAAAUCACAUAAAAUCUUCGAAAAAGCUCUGCCUUCGAAUUAUCCUGAUUUGGCUACUUCGUACUGCAACAUCGGUCAAGUGUAUAAUAACAUGGGUGACUACUCGAAAGCACUUGAAUUUUACGAAAAAUCACAUGAAAUCUACGAAAAAGCACUGCCUUCGAAUCAUCCCUCAUUGGCUACUUCGUACAGCAACAUCGGUCAAGUGUAUAAUAACAUGG
Rotaria sp. Silwood1 is the source of this 508-nucleotide messenger RNA. The record is from the annotation of a GenBank genome assembly. NCBI's taxonomy places the organism in Eukaryota, Metazoa, Rotifera, Eurotatoria, Philodinida, Philodinidae.